Phycodurus eques (leafy seadragon) is the source of this 5538-nucleotide messenger RNA. Its product is annotated as bone morphogenetic protein receptor type-2-like. Gene Ontology annotation, molecular function: transforming growth factor beta receptor activity; ATP binding. Gene Ontology annotation, biological process: protein phosphorylation; cellular response to growth factor stimulus; vasculature development. The record is from RefSeq and is a predicted model, not a curated record. NCBI's taxonomy places the organism in Eukaryota, Metazoa, Chordata, Actinopteri, Syngnathiformes, Syngnathidae. The transcript has 13 exons. Gene Ontology annotation, cellular component: signaling receptor complex; plasma membrane. The coding region runs from base 885 to 4094 and encodes 1069 amino acids.
UCCUCCCCCCUACCGACGCCAACCCACAGCAACAUGAUACCGGAGACGAAACGCUCCAAACAAGCCUGCAAAUAAAUGAGGCGUUCCCAUCCGCCCAGCCUGUCUGUCUGUCUGUCUGCGGAACGGAGCUCCAAAGCGUCAAGAACAAGCGCAGUCGGCCGCCCCUGGGAAGAUCAGUUCAAGAGAUAUGCGUACCUCCCUCCGUCGCUUGCAAGCUCUCGAGUGAUAUUUUUUCCGUGCGUGGAAAGGUAGAAAAGUCGCCGCGGUUGGAUAAAUUCUUCUCCGCAAGACCGAUAAAUAAACUGGGACGCAGAAGAGGAGGACGAACUCGCUAGCAGUUGGCGACCGUCGGUAGCAUUUAGCACCGACCUAGCCAAGCUAAUUGGCUAACGUGUAAUUACAUGGGAACGUCCUGUUUGCAGAGCAGACUGUGGGCGGCAUAAUUUGGUGUGCACCCGAGGAUGGUAUAUGGGUAAUCAAAAGACAUAUGCGUCGUUUUAAGCGACAUUUUUCGUCUUUAGCUAAGUUUUUAACAGCAUGACACAGACGUCGAGUGUCUAGCAUGUCAGCUUGUAGAGAUGGCUUGUUUUCGCAAAUGCGUUUUAUUUACGCCAAACUACUCAAACGCUUAGCUUUCUUGCAGGAUUCAAUCACGGUACGACGUUAACUUUGUCGCCAUUGACGGCACAGAAGCGACUUUUUGCAAGCAUCAAAUGUGUAGCCAUAUGCCAGAAAGCGUGUUUAGACGAAUUGAGCUGACCCGAGGACAGAAUAAAGAAACAUUUAUGUGGUAACCGCUAAAAGAAGAGAAACAAGGACCAGAAAGUACAUCCAAGUGUGUGGAUUAGCGUCACGUGAAAUAGCAAAGUCGAUCUUGUACCAUCAUGCCUGUGGGCCGAACUACAACGAUGCAGUGUCUAGCAAAAUUCGCCUUUUGCCUGACUCUUCUCCUUACUCCAGUGGCUGCGGCACAGGGCGAAGAGCGAGAGUGUGCCUUCACGGACCAGAAGGAGCAGUGGGAGAUGGAGCGAGUGGCGGGGGGCGAGGGGCGGGUCUCCCCGGAGAAUACCACCAUCCGAUGUGCCAAGGGCAGCCACUGCUUCGGCUUGUGGGAGAAAAAAAAACCAGGCGAAGUCCAACUUGUCAAACAAGGUUGUUGGACCCACCUUGGCGACCACCAAGAUUGUCGAGAAGACCGCUGCGUGGUGACCAAACUGCCACCUCAGAUCCAGAACGGGACAUUCCACUUCUGCUGUUGCGGCAGUGACAUGUGCAACGUCAACUUCACAGAGGAUUUCCCGCCUCCCAGCCCCACCACUGCACAGCCCAUCUACUCUCACACUCUGCGCUAUGAAGAGACAAUAAUCAUUGCCCUGGCAACCGUCUCUGUGCUGGCCGUCGUCGCGGCAGCCGCUUUCUUUGGUUACCGCUUGAUGCGUGGAGACAGGAAGCAAGGUCUUCACAAUCUGAACAUGAUGGAGGCUGCUGGCUCCGAGAGCUCUUUAGACCUGGAUAAUCUCAAACUGCUCGAGCUGAUUGGCCGGGGCCGAUACGGUGCUGUUUAUUGCGGCUCCCUCGAUGAGCGACCUGUUGCCGUCAAGGUCUUUACUGCCACCAACCGCCAGAACUUUCUAAAUGAAUGCUCCAUCUACCGGCUGCCGCUACUGGAGCACGGCAACAUCGCCUGCUUUGUGGCCGCCGAUGAGCGGACAGGCCCAGAGGGGCGCACUGAGUACCUGCUGGUCAUGGAUUACUACCCGCACGGCUCUCUAAGCCGCUACCUGAGCGUUCAAACCAGCGACUGGGUCAACAGCUGCCGGCUUGCUCACUCCGUCACUCGUGGCUUGGCGUACCUGCACACUGAACUCUUUAAAGGAGACAUGUACAAGCCAGCGGUCUCCCACAGGGAUCUGAACAGUCGGAAUAUUCUUGUUAAGGCCGAUGGCACUUGCGUAAUCAUCGACUUCGGCUUGUCUAUGAAGCUGACUGGUAACAGGCUGGCACGCCACGGGGAGGAGGAAAACGCUGCUAUCAGUGAGGUGGGCACCAUCCGCUACAUGGCGCCAGAGGUGCUGGAGGGUGCAGUGAAUCUGAGGGACUGUGAGUCUGCGCUGAAGCAGGUGGACAUGUACGCUCUGGGCCUGAUCUACUGGGAGACCUUCAUGAGAUGCACAGACCUUUUCCCUGGCGAAUCUGUACCAGAGUACCAGAUGGCCUUCCAGGCGGAGGUCGGGAACCACCCGACGUUCGAGGAUAUGCAAGUGCUGGUGUCGAGGGAGAAACAGCGGCCCAAAUUCCCAGAAGCCUGGAAAGAGAACAGCUUGGCGGUUCGUUCUCUAAAAGAGACGAUGGAGGACUGCUGGGACCAGGAUGCAGAGGCCCGCCUCACAGCCCAGGGUGCAGAGGAACGGCUGGCAGAGUUGCUCCUCAUUUGGGACCGCUCCAAAUCAGUCAGCCCCACACUCAACCCCAUGUCGACCACACUGCACAAUGAGAGAAACCGCGUGACACCCAAGUCUGGCCCGUAUGGCGACCAUUCCUCGACUUACAUCGAAGAGCACGAGGGCAUGGCCAAAAACAUGCAGGCCGAUACCACAAGCUCUGCAGGUGGCAGAGUCGGGGGUGGACCCGUGGAAAGGAACAGGAACUCGAUCAACCAAGAACGCCAGCAGCAAGCUAACGCCCGACUGCCCAGCCCAGAGGCUAGCAGCACCAGCGGGGCUUGCUUGGGUCUCAGAGGGAGCCCCUCAGCCUCCACCACGACCACCACGAUCAUUUCUGAGUCCGAGGGGCCAACGGGGUGCGCCACAGUCCCUGUCUGCCUCCACCUAACUCAGGAAGACCUGGAGACCACCAAGCUUGAUCCCAAAGAGGUCGACAAGAACCUGAAAGAGAGCUCAGAUGAGAACCUUAUGGAGCACUCGCAAAAGCAGUUCUGCUCGCCAGACCCUCUGAGCCCAGGAAGUUCCAGCUUGCUGUACCCCCUCAUCAAGAUGGCAAGUGAGGCCUCGGGUACGUCCGAACCCGCUGCCUCCAUGCCUGCCACCGUCUUCCCUCUGCCCAAGCAGCAGAACCUGCCCAAAAGGCCAUCUAGCUUGUCCCUGCGUAACAAGUCAGCCAAGAAGGAAUCGUCAUCCUCUUCGCUCAGGUUCAAGUUCGGACGCUCGGGGAAGUCCAACCUACGGCAGGUGGAGGGAUCCAAGAUUAACAGCGGUGCAGUAACGGGCCCAAACAUGGAUGCAGAAGCUCAUCGAGGCGUGGGCAUAAACAAUAUACCCGCUCUACGAGAUGUGCACGCUAACGCCAGCAUAAAUGGCGCCAUUAACGGUCACAACAGCGGCAUUGUCUCUUCCGGGGCCAUAAGUGGAGAUACGGGUUUUGGAGGAUCCGGUGUCAUUCACAACGGAAACGGAGCGUUGCGCUCCGAUGACAGUCGUCUCAGCCUCGGCGUCAUCACGGCCAGCCCCGACGAACACGAGCCGCUUCUUAGCCGUGAGCAGCCGGAUCCCAGGGACCCGUCUUCAAGCGUGGCCGCGCUGCGCUCGGCCCGACCGAACACCAACAACAACAACAGCAACACGGGCCAUGGCCGGGACGAUGGCAACAGCGGAGGCGAGAGCGAUGGAGGCGGAGAUGAGGACACUGGUACGGAAGGAGGAAGCGGGGCUCCCACCGGACCUCCGGGAGAAAGCCCCGGGCUCUGCUCCGGUGCCUCGGACUUCCCGGCGACGGUCACCAUGCGAGACGAGUCCCUGCUCAGGCAGCCCAGAGUUCGGAGACCUGAGAGACCCAACUCCUUGGACCUGUCCUUCACCACACAGGACCUGGCCUCAUUAUGCGACAGCUUGGGGAACCCAGACAGCGCUUUGGGCACCAGCGAUAAAAUCAAGAAGCGCGUCAAAACGCCGUACUCCCUGAAGAAGUGGCGGCCGACCACAUGGGUCAUCUCCACAGACGCCAGAGGGCUCGAGGUCAACAACAACAACGGGUCAGGCCGAAGCCAAGGACACAGCCAUAACCGGCCCAAGUCCACUUCGGCCAUCUACCUGCGGGGCGGAGACUUGAUCGACGAGCGCGGCGACACACACGUGUGAGCAUUCCACCACUCUGGUGAAGACAGGACAAACCAUGUUGUUGAAUUGUUGUUUUUUGGGGGGAAGGGGGGCUCAGCAAGAGGAAGCUACAGGGAAUCCUGACCUUAGUCGAGUCCCAUGUACACUACAGUUAUUAAGGUCACGCUUCUGUGUGUCUUUUCCGAUGGCGUCAUUUGCUUUCAACGCAAUCCAAGCUAUGCAGCGUUCUCUCCUGCUCGUCCAUUUCCUACAUUGCAUCUGCUGUCCCCUUAUGUACGCUCCUCACAAGCAUACAGUUGUUUCUUUCUACGUGCACUUUGAGCCGAUGAGAUCGGCGUUUGGUCCUGCCCUGCCCUGCCCUGCCCGUCGUGACCGCGACGCCGCACGAAAUUCAAUCACGAGCUCUUGUUUUUGUUUCAUUCAAGCACAAGGCCCGGUUGAAAAGAAGAAACGGUCUUAAAAGACAGAACAGGCUACUUUUUAUUUGUAUGUUGUUGUUUUUUGUUUCUUUUUUUGUAUGCAAGACUUGUCGCUUUGGACUAUCCAUGUUUUGUAUCAUCACAUAACUUAAAUUGUGCAAUAGGAUGUAGCUUUUAGAUGUUUUUCAUGUUUUAUUGUUCCUAUAAUUUUGUUUUUAAACCCUCAAUCAUAUUUUGAUCUUGUCAAUCUCUUUUGCACUUAUGAUUAGUCGCAAUAAUCAACCUAGCCCCCGACCCCUGAUUGAAGAGGAAAAACAAAUGACAAUCCUUCUCUUUUUCCGUAUCUGGGGCAUCUUAAAAGGGCCACGAGCAAUCAAGCUCAUACGAGUGGUUGAGAAUAUUGGGACUUUUCCCCCACGCUCUUUCCACACAAUCGCACCAUGAAUAUUUUGUUUGUUUGGUUUGGUUUUGUAAUGCUCUCAAACCAAGACUCUUGUCCCAGUGUCCUCUGACUUUGUUUGACUUUUAUAUAUGUGACUGAAUACUACAGCCCAGAGACUAAAAAAGUCCAAUUUGUGCUUCUUGGAACUGUGUUGGAAAUGGAGAAAAAAAAUCAAAAGAGAGACAGACAAAGAAUACCAAACCCUCUUCCAAAGCACGCUGAUUAUUAUUUGUGCUACUGGUCACAUAAUUAAUGUUUGAAUGGGUGGUUCUAGAAUACAGUAUGUUUGUGUGUUUAAGUAAUUUUGUUUUGCUGGAGCCCAGCGCUGUACAGUCAAUGUUUGUUGUACCCAUUCUGUAUGCUCAGCACCGCUACAGGAUUCAUUAAAGGUCUCAUUUAAAUUUUUGUAAUCUGUAGUAAUUUGUAUGCAAGAAAAAGCUAUUAUUGCAUUUAUUUACAUAUUUCUUGUGGGAUUCUGUGUUGCAUUCAAUGGACAUGGCUGACAUUUGAUUCCAUUGCUUUGUUCGUUUGCUUGAUAGAAUUUCCAUACAACUUUUCAAGACACUAUGGAAGAAAAAAAUCUCAAUAAAUGUAUGAAAACAUG